Molecule: messenger RNA, 1800 nt
Organism: Venustampulla echinocandica
Lineage: Eukaryota; Fungi; Ascomycota; Leotiomycetes; Helotiales; Pleuroascaceae
Exons: 4
Coding region: 1-1800 (599 amino acids)
Molecular function (GO): oxidoreductase activity, acting on CH-OH group of donors; flavin adenine dinucleotide binding
Source: RefSeq, a predicted model, not a curated record
AUGGGCGUGUUCAGUCGGAUUCCUUCUGGCCUCGAUGAGGUAGAUGUGAUUAUUGCAGGCGGUGGGACCGCUGGCUGUGUUGUUGCCUCGAGACUCAGCGACGCGGACCCCAACUUGUCUAUCUUGAUCAUUGAAGGCGGCUCGGAUAACUACAAUGAUCCUUCUAUCAUCCACCCGCUGCUCUUUUUGAGCCACUUGAUGCCGACAAGCAAGAACACGCUAUUCUAUCAAGGCACCAAGGAGCCCAAGCUCGACAACAGGGAGCUGGUCGUGCCAUCUGGAGGCGUGCUCGGUGGCGGCUCAUCCAUCAACCUCUUGACGUACAGCCGGGCACAACGGCAAGACCUCGACUCAUGGAAAAUGCCCGGCUGGUCAGCGAACGAAUUACUACCGUUCAUGAAAAAGCUCGAAACAUACCACGGACCCGGCACGUCAGAAACCCACGGUGCAGACGGGCCAGUUCAGAUCAGCAACGGCACCUACCAUGCUACCACAUCAGAGAAUGAUUUUAUUCAAGCCGCGACCAAGAUUGGCUGGCCUGAGAAAGUCGAUAUUCAGAACUUAGAUACUAGUAAUGCCACUCAACGGAACUUGCGCUUCAUUAGCCCAGAGGGUCUGCGACAGGAUGCGGCCCACACAUAUCUACACCCUCGACUUCAAGAUGGCAAGCAUAAAAACCUACAUGUCCUCGUGGAGCAUCAAGUUAUACGCGUCUUAUUUGAGAACAAGAAAGCCACUGGGGUUGAGUAUCAGCCCAACUCAGCCUUCCAUAACGGUACUCCGACGGUCAAAACUAUCAAGUCUAACAAACUAGUCGUUGUUUCCGCUGGAGCCCUUGGAACUCCACUUGUACUCGAGCGAUCUGGCGUCGGCGACCCUGCGAUUCUUGCAAAAGCUGGCGUUGACGUUGUCGCGGAGGUGCCUGGCGUUGGUCGCAACUAUAUGGACCAUCACCUACUCACGUAUCCGUAUAGGUCAAGCCUGUUACCAAACGAGACAUUCGACGCCGUUUAUGGCGGCCGCGUUGAUAUCGGACAGCUAAUAGCCACUAAUAAUAGUAUACUUGGCUGGAACGCUGCGGAUGUUACCUCUAAGCUUCGGCCAUCCGACGCAGAAGCUUCUACUCUCGGUCCCGCCUUCCUGCAAGCCUGGAAUAAGGACUUUAAGAACGUUCCAAAUAAGCCAGUCUCUAUUAUAACUUCCCUCAACGGGUUCCCGGGAGACCCAACUGGCCUUCCAGUAGCCCAGUUCAUGUCGACGUCGACAUUCACCGUGUAUCCAUAUUCCCGUGGCCACAUCCACAUUACGGGCAAGGACCUGAGUGUUCCGCUCGACUUCCAAACAGGCUUCUUCUCUGAUGAGCAAGAUGUCGAUAUUAAGAAGUCCAUCUGGUCAUACAAGAAGCAGCGUGAGAUAUUGCGCCGCAUGGACGUAUAUCGAGGCGAAUACGCCCCAGGCCACCCACCCUUCUCCGCCGGAUCUGACGCGGCGUGCAAGGAGUUUGACACUCCCCUCAAGAACGUCCAGGACAUUGUGUACACGCCGGAAGAUGAUGCAAUCCUCGAGCAGUGGGUGCGCCAAAACGUCGGCAGUACAUGGCACUCCAUGGGAACAUGCAAGAUGGCGCCACAGUCCGAGUUUGGCGUCGUGGAUGCCACACUUAGUGUAUACGGCGUGAACAGCUUGAAGCUUGCAGAUUUGAGUAUCCCACCACAGAACGUGGCCGCGAACACAGGCAACACUGCCUUCGUUGUCGGCGAGAAGGCGGCAGACAUUUUUAUCAAGGAUCUAGGCCUCUAA